AUGAUCAACCCUAUCAUCCGGAAACUGGUGAGGCAAGGACACGAAGUCACCUUCAUCACUCCGUACUCCUUAUCAAAGGAAAAUCUGGGAUCAAACUACAAGGAAAUAGUGAUUCCACAAUAUGAUUUCUGGCCGGAGAUUAAGGAGCUAGCCAAUACCAACAGCGUUAUAGAGAUGACGAAGGUGUCGAGUUAUACCUACCUCCAAAUGCUCCAUGUAAUGGGAAUAAGUAACACGGACUUUGUGUUUGACCAGCCUGAAGUUCGUGACCUAUUCAAUGCAAAUGAAAAGGUUGGGCAGUACGAUCUGCUCCUGGCCGGUCAGUUUUACAACGAAGGUGCCCUCAUUCUGGGACACCUGUUUCAGAUACCGAUCGUAACCGUGUCGACCUUUGGAUUUACCAACUACUACAGCCAGUUGGCUGGCAUAGUCUCUCCGUGGUCCUAUGUUCCACAUGGUUUCAUGCCCUAUACAGAGCACAUGUCGCUAUGGGAUCGCAUUGGAAAUGUGGCCAUCAGUGGCUUCGAAGAUCUCUACAGGGAGUUCUCCUACUACCCAAAACAGAAUGCCAUCCUGAAGAAGCACUUCGCCAAGUUACUCGACAGAGUUCCUACCAUCAAAGAACUUGAGCGCAAUAUCUCGGCCAUGCUGUUAAACACCUACAUGCCGUUGGCAUCGGCUAGACCAGUUUCCUACAACAUGAUUCUCGUGGGAGGACUGCACAUUGAGCCACCAAAGGCACUACCCGAGCACCUGCAAAAAUUUCUGGAUGGGGCUGAGCAUGGAGUUAUUUACUUUAGUCUGGGUUCCCAAGUGCGCAGUGCAGAUAUGCCACCCCAAAAGCUUAAGAUAUUCCUGGACGUCUUUGGCCGCCUAAAGCAGCGCAUCCUUUGGAAGUUCGAGGACGAAACACCACCAAAUAUGCCGACCAAUGUAAUGGUGCAAAAAUGGUUACCUCAACAGGACAUUCUUUCGCAUCCGAAUGUGAAAGUCUUUAUCGCUCACGGAGGACUCUUUGGCACCCAGGAGGCAGUGUACAAUGCAGUACCCAUUUUAGGCUUGCCAGUGUACUGCGAUCAGCAUCUAAACAUCAAUCAGGGCAAGAAGGCGGGAUAUGCUUUGGGUCUGGACUACCAAACACUUAAUGCAGUUGAGCUCAGAGAAUCACUGCUUGAGCUGAUCGAGAAUCCCAAGUAUCGAAACAAAAUGAAGGAGGUUUCAAGGAUAUUCCGUGAUCGACCCCUCAACGCAAUGGAUACGGCGAUGUACUGGAUAAACUAUGUGAUCGAGCACCGGGGAGCUCCGCAUUUGGUGGCUGCUGGCGUUGAGCUACCCUGGUAUCAGUUCUACCUCCUGGACAUCCUCGGUCUAGGUAUAGUCCUUAUUAUCACGCUAGCGUGGUCUCUAAUGUGUAUAAAAAGGAAAUUCAAAUCAAUUUACUCUUCAAUGAAAAAGGUCAAAAAAAAUUAG
Molecule: messenger RNA, 1470 nt
Organism: Drosophila gunungcola (fruit fly)
Lineage: Eukaryota; Metazoa; Arthropoda; Insecta; Diptera; Drosophilidae
Product: UDP-glycosyltransferase UGT5-like
Exons: 3
Coding region: 1-1470 (489 amino acids)
Molecular function (GO): UDP-glycosyltransferase activity
Source: RefSeq, a predicted model, not a curated record